Messenger RNA from Pipistrellus nathusii (Nathusius's pipistrelle), 351 nucleotides. NCBI's taxonomy places the organism in Eukaryota, Metazoa, Chordata, Mammalia, Chiroptera, Vespertilionidae. The record is from the annotation of a GenBank genome assembly.
AUGGAUAUUGACUGUGUUUGUUUUUUUUUAGUACGUUUUAAUUUCCCAGUUUCAUCUUUCUUUAAAAAUGAAAUUAUGGUGCCUUUUCUCCCUCCAGGAAGAUUGGCAAAUAGUUCUUUUAUUUACUGCUGCUGUGGAGUGAUGCGAUAUGCACUUUACUCUAGAAGAUUCAGCAAAAAACUUUUCACUUCCCAGUAUAUCCAGAAUAGAUCACAUUUGGGACUUAAGAAAAUUUGCCAAGCAAUCUUUUUUAUAGUUAUAGUUAUUAUGUUAACUCCACAGUUCAAUGUUAUAAGUCAAGCUAGUGUUUAUCACCCCAGCCCCCAAAGAAAUCUGUGGCACAACAUAUAA